Molecule: messenger RNA, 1065 nt
Organism: Cavenderia fasciculata
Lineage: Eukaryota; Evosea; Eumycetozoa; Acytosteliales; Cavenderiaceae
Gene: crlG
Product: G-protein-coupled receptor family protein
Exons: 1
Coding region: 1-1065 (354 amino acids)
Biological process (GO): adenylate cyclase-activating G protein-coupled receptor signaling pathway
Cellular component (GO): plasma membrane
Molecular function (GO): G protein-coupled receptor activity
Source: RefSeq, a predicted model, not a curated record
AUGGUCCUACUUUUAGCUGCAAAAUAUAAUAAUCAUCUUGGAGUUGAAAAAUAUUAUAAAUAUUAUCAUAUUAUUAGUUGGGGAGUACCAUUUGUACUUAUAUCGGUUCUAUUUAUAUUGAGAAUAGUAAAACAUGCCGAUUGUUUAACCUAUUCAGAGUUGUAUCCUCAUUUACUUUUCUUUAUACCAUUGGUUGGAUGUUUUAUCUAUAAUAUCGUCGUAUCAGUGUUGGUCACGAGAUCACUCAAACGACAAGGAGUAUCAAAACGAAUCAUGUUUGAUGACUCUGAUUCAGAUGACGAUGAUAGUGUCAGUAGUGAUGAUGAGGGUUCUUCCUUUUCAUCUUCCUCUGUACUAUUGUCUUGGAUUCCUUUUUUAAACAAAAAAUCAUCUUCAACUCAAGAUAUCCCAUCAAAUAUAAGCAAUCAUAAUCGUAAUAAUAAUAAUAACAGACCUAAUAAUAAUAAUAAUAAUAAUAGAACACAUUCAAUACCAUCAAAAUCAUCCUCUUCUUCAACGUCAACUAAAAACAUUAUUCAACCAAUACCAAAAAAUAAUAAGGUCAUAAAAAAAAAUAAUAAUAAUCAUAAAAUUAUAGUAUCAAAUUCAAUAGAGGAUAUUAGAUAUUUAGAUGAAUCAACACCAAAAUUGGUUAGAACAUCGAUUUACUAUUUAAUGUCAUUUGCAAUAUGUUGGAUUUGGCCAAUGAUUGUAGUAUUUUUCUUGACCCUCGAAACCAAGAAUCCAUUACAAUUCAUUUUCCUCACACUCUCGUACAUUUGGGUACCACUUCAAGGCUUUUUAAAUGCUCUCAUCUAUGGUCUACACGAUAUCUUGUGGAGUAGGUUAAAAGAUCGUGUUAGAUCGCAUUGGGGUGACAUUACCAUUAUUUCACCAUCGACAUUGGAUCCAAUGCAAUCUAAACCAUUGAUAGACUCUUUCUACGAGGACGAAGAUGGAGACGAAGAUAAAUUUAUUUUUAAACAUCAAUAUGAUCAUUCAGAUUUUGGUGAUAUAGAAUCACCAACUAUUGAUACCACCAGUAUAAAAUAUUCAAUCAAUUAA